Molecule: messenger RNA, 3186 nt
Organism: Gigantopelta aegis
Lineage: Eukaryota; Metazoa; Mollusca; Gastropoda; Neomphalida; Peltospiridae
Product: coiled-coil alpha-helical rod protein 1-like
Exons: 20
Coding region: 131-2332 (733 amino acids)
Biological process (GO): cell differentiation; protein export from nucleus
Cellular component (GO): centriole
Source: RefSeq, a predicted model, not a curated record
CGAAUGGACUCGGAACUAGGAAGCUGUGGCGGAGUUAUCGUUCAUUCAAGAUGGCGGCACAUUUAAACAAACCCACUGAUUUUAUUCCUGGAAGUGAAAAGUUGUUCGAAAUCCAAGUGGCCAAAUAAACAUGGAGUUGUUGCCUCCGUCCAUGUUCAAAAGUACAAAGAUCAAACCAGAUGCCUGGAAAGAGUUGGCAAAAGCCACAAAUGAGAUUCUACAACUGAAGGAUGAAAACCAAAGAUUAAGAAAUGCAAACAGGAUAGCAAUACCAAGCGAUUCAGAAAUCAAUGCCAAUGUGAAGAUAAUUAAACAAGUGUCAAGCGAUGAAGGCAGAUACAUGUACGCUGAUGAACUGAUAAGUCGACAGGCGACGGAGAUUGACAAGGUAAAAGGUGAGCUGAGACGAGAGCGCUGCCAGUAUGACGAGGAGAUCGGUGAACUGAAGAAGCAACUGGCCACCCAGGAGAGAGACCAUGAUCGGUACGUGGCGUCACUACAGGAUUCACUCCGAGACAGAGACCGCAGAUAUGAGGAGCAGGUGGACAGACUGAGUUAUGAGCACCAGAAGGAGAUUGAAGAUUUGACAGCACAGCUCGACAACGUGACAGCACAACUGACCGAGUGUAAGUCUGUGUACAGUAGGAGGAUUCGGGAGCUUGAAGCUGAAGUCGAGUCAAUACGACAAGAUGCGUCAGUCUCCAUCAGACAACUCGAGACGGAAAUACGGUCUAAAAUGGCGACACUGGAGAAUCAAGAAAAACAGAUAGCACAGAUGAAGAUCUACAUUGGAGAGGCAGAAAAGACCUACAAACCGGCUGAAGCAUGGAUCAAGGAAAACGAAACGCUUCAAAACAAACUCAAAAUUCUGGAAGCCGAGAAGGAGAAUCUGGAAUCCAGUAUUGAACUUCUCAACGUUCGUCUGUCAUCAAUCACAAAGAUAUUAAAUGUCCAGGAAUGUGAAAUAUCAAAGGCCAAAGCCAGUCAUCUGGAUAAAAAUAAACAAGAGUCUCUACUCAUCAGCAGGUGGAGAGAUAAAGUGUUUGCUUUGUUGGUUCAGCUAGAGUCAGCUGAAAUCAUAAGAAAGAAGAACGAUCAAAACUGGACAUAUAAAGUUUCUGAUCUAGAAGAAAAGCUGUCAACAUCAGAAAAUGAUCUUGAGGUACUAUCACAGAGCUUGUCUGUUAAGACUGCAGAACUUCAGAUGGAGAUGAAUAACAAUAAGAAAUUACAAGUGGAAAUCACACAGGCUCAGCAGAUUGCCCUGGCCCUGGAUGAUCAACUGAGAGAAAACCGAGGGCACUUGGAGCAGCUUGUGUGCUAUGUUCAAAGUAUAGAGAGCAAAUCUCAGGCUACGUUUGCUCUCCUGCAGACCACACUGUCAACACUGAAGACUUACAAUCAAAGAAUCAGCUUCGCAGGUAGCAGGAUAGAAAUGUUACAAGGUCAGUUUUCCCGAAGGGAUGCACUUCUCAGGUUGCAAUAUACUGAUAAGCAAAAAGCAGAACAAGACCUGCCGAAUGCAGACACUCAGUCCACACCAAGUGCUAGUCACAUAUGUGAAGAGCUUGAGAAAGUCACUAAGGAGAGAGAUAUGCUGGCGGCACAGAUGAGAGAAGAUUCGCUCAUGUGGAAUGGCAGGCUCGAUGAUGUCAGAUCACAGUAUGAAAAUGAGAUCAUUUCACUUAAGAAGACUAUAGAGGACCUUGAAUUUACAGUGCAGCAGAAAUCACAGACUUGUGCCAGCUUAAGUGAACGGCUUGAGCAGUGUCAUGCUCAGAUGGAAGAAUUGUCAGAAAGAAAUGAAGAUUUAAAAACAAAUUUGGCAAAACAGCAGCUCAGCAUGCAAAACGCCCUUGAAGAACAGAAAGCAGCAGAUGAAUCCAGGAAUGCUGAGGCUUUUGCUGAAUUAGACAGAAAACUCAAUGAGGCGAAACGGGAAGCGACAAAAACAGUGAUACACCUUCGACAGCUGGAGCGUCAGAGUACGCGAGAGAAAGAACGAGCAGCUGAACAGUUGCGAACGACAGAAGAACACUACAAACGACAGCUGCAAAAGCUGCAAGAAAAACUAAUAGCCACUGAGCGGGACAGAAAUAUGUUAAUGGCAACUCUGAGACAGGAGGGUCUGGUCAGCAGGUUGAGGUCUGACCGAGAGGAGCCUGUUCAGCUGGAACUGGACGAUGUUCCUCAACAAGAUGAAAACAUUUUGAGAGAACAACCAGAUACACAAGAAGACGAGCCUCUAGAGUCGGUUUUGGAAGAUUUGAAAGUCUUGACAGCUGCUGUUAUGAAUGAGGAGUCACCUUCAGAAGAAAAUGAAGACUACUAACCAAAUAGCAAUAACAGUUGCCUUGUUUUAACUCUUACUUAGCUGAAUGGUGUGCCAUCAGUUUGAUAAUUAUGUUGUGGAUGAAACGGCAUGCUCUACAAGUCGCCGUUAAUCUGACAUCAAUAAAAGGCUUGGUACAUGUCAAGUACCAUUUCAGUGCAGUGAAAUGUUAAAAAACCCGAACAUUUACAUAUGCGAGGUCGUUGUGUAUUCCAAGCAGUAGACUUCUCUUAUAGAGAAGGAAUGGGUAACUGACCACCUAAGAUGUGAUGGAUGAGGAUCAACCCAUUUCCUCCAAUGAAGAAAGUGCUGGGAUGCCUACACAUCCUAAUGUACUUUUGAAGAAAUCCUUAGUAGACAAUCUUCGGUGCAGUUUGGUCCAAAUGUGAAAUACGAGACGUCUCCAUUUACAAAACUGGUUAAGAACAGAGGUUGUCAAUAACUUACUUGGAGAAUACAGCAAAAGUUUAGAAAAACUGUUUAGCUGUAAUGAAUGUGUUUAGAGCAACAUUGUGAUAUAUGUCGGGUAUUUCCUGAUAAUGUAACAUACUGUGAUAUUCAUGUAAUACUUGAUGGCAAUAAAUAAUUGCUCCGGAAGUGGGUUUUUUUUUAAUGACCCCGAAUUAAGGAUUCAAAUUGAAAUCCAAAAUCAUAUUAGUGCAUUUCAGCCAUUUUUAAGCUUCAAGGACAAUUCUGUUACUGAAUAAUCACCCACUGGAAUAUAGCGGUCAUCAAAGUUACUAGCUCAGUUUACUUUAUGAAGGCUUAUUCAUGGAGAACAAGAGUUUUAUAAUUUAUUUUUAUUUUAUUAUGACACAAAAUACAUAUUAACAAAUUUAUCAACAUUUUCUAUU